Molecule: messenger RNA, 1190 nt
Organism: Tauraco erythrolophus (red-crested turaco)
Lineage: Eukaryota; Metazoa; Chordata; Aves; Musophagiformes; Musophagidae
Source: RefSeq, a predicted model, not a curated record
GUAGCCCUACUGUUUCUGGUAUGUCAGAUAUGGAUUAUCCUUUGCAAGGACCAGGCUUGCUAUCAAUACCAAAUCUUCCAGAGAUCAGCUCUGUCCGCAGAGUCCCACUUCCACCAGAGCUAGUGGAGCAGUUUGGGCAUAUGCAAUGCAAUUGUAUGAUGGGAGUAUUUCCAGAAAUCAACAGAGCUUGGCUGACCAUCGACAGCGACAUUUUUAUGUGGAACUACGAAGACGGUGGAGAUCUGGCUUAUUUUGAUGGCCUUAGUGAAACUAUUCUUGCAGUGGGUCUUGUGAAGCCAAAAGGAGGUAUCUUCCAGCCUCAUAUACGACACUUACUUGUUCUGGCUACCCCCGUGGAUAUUGUGAUUUUAGGGCUCAGUUGUGCUAACAUACAAGCAGGUACUGGAUCGCUCAAUGACAGUAUGUCUGGCGGAAUGCAGCUGCUCCCAGACCCUCUCUAUUCGCUCCCUACUGACAAUACUUACAUUCUGGCAAUAACUUCCACUGAUAACGGACGUAUCUUUUUGGCUGGAAAAGACGGCUGCUUAUAUGAAGUAGCUUACCAGGCUGAAGCAGGCUGGUUCAGCCAGCGCUGUAGAAAAAUUAAUCAUUCAAAGAGUGCGCUGUCUUUCCUUAUUCCUUCAUUGCUACAGUUCACGUUCUCAGAGGAUGAUCCUGUAGUUCAAAUCGCCAUUGACAACUCUCGAAAUAUCUUAUACACUCGUUCAGAAAAAGGAGUGCUGCAAGUUUACGAUUUGGGACAAGAUGGUCAAGGAAUGACCAGGGUUACUUCUCUUUCACAAAAUGCUAUAGUUUCUGCUGCUGCGAGCAUUGCCAGAACCAUAGAUCGUUCUGUAUUUAAGCCUAUUGUUGAAAUAGCAGUGAUUGAAAAGUCUGAAUCCAUAGACUGUCAGCUACUCGCAAUCACACACACAGGUGUCCGACUGUAUUUUAGUACUUCGCAAUUUAAGCAUCCAACAGCUCGUCCCUCCAUGUUAACUUUGGUUCAUGUCCGUUUGCCACCUGGAUUUUCAGCUUCUUCCAAUGUGGAGAAGCCCGCAAAGGUUCACAGAGCUCUUUAUAGCAAAGGAGUCCUGCUGAUGACAGCUUCAGAAAAUGAAGAUAAUGACAUCCUGUGGUGUAUCAAUCAUGAUUCCUUCCCUUUUCAAAAGCCGAUGAUGGAAACACAG